UACUCCUCCGCUCUUCUCUGCCAGUUGUACUCAUAGCACGGCGUGUGUGGAAUUGAGCUCACAUAACAAAGUCUCUUUACUGGUGGAGCUGGUCUAAGGUCAUUUAAAUAGUAUUUAUAUCCUGUUUGGAGAUUGUGGUGAAGUCGUUCACUAGAAGAACAGACAUGGUAUUUCUGACGUUGUCUUGUUUGAUCAGAAGUCGUGGACCUGACAGAUACUGGAAAGUUCAAGAAGUUCUCAAAAAUGCACGGCACUUCAGAGGCAGAAAGAACCGCUGCUACAGUCUGGCUGUGAAGGCGGUCAGGAGAGCUUUUGUCUAUGCCACUUCAGCUCGGAGGCUCAAGAAACGUUACAUGAGAACCCUCUGGAUCACACGCAUUGCAGCAGCAUCACGAGAGCACGGCAUGAAGUAUCCCGCUCUUAUGCACAACCUCACCAAGACCAGCGUUCAGCUUAACCGACGUGUGAUCAGCGAUCUGGCGAUCACUGAACCUCGGACAUUCCUCUCACUCACAAAGCUGGCACGUGCUCGGCAACAGGAAGGCUUUCGUGCAGCAUUGGGUGACGGCAAGGAGCCUUCUGGUGUCUUCUCCCGCAUUCCUUCGCUACAGUGAAGGACUUUCUGCAGUAACAGAUUUCCAGUUCUGUGGUUUUGGAUUGUGGAGCUGUCCAUGAGUCAUUCAGGCGACACUCCUUGCUUUACAGUUGUCACUUCAUCUUAGUAUCUGUCACAUAAUAUAAGGUUAAUUUAGUUAAAUUAUUUCAUUUAUUUUUCAUGAUACUUUAUUGCUCACAAUACCAGGGCUGCUCCACGACCCACAUAAAUGACCUUUCUUGACACCAGAGUCUAAUGACCAUAUGUGGCUGAAAAAGUGUUGACUGAUUGCUGAUUGGAGAGACCGUGGCAUGAUGCACAGCGAGACCUGUGUCUUUUUGCCUGCACCAUGUAUAAACAAGUCGACAUGGAGGCUCACGUGGGUUAGCCCCACACUGAUUUUAAACAGAGUUACCAGCAGCGCAAUGUCACUGAAGUAGAAAGGGAUGCAAUAUCUUGCUCAAGGACACUCCAGCAGGAUGGAUGAUUAUUGUUGCAGUUCCUUGAUCCCUGACCUUGAUGACCUUGUAGGAAGGUUUCUCCACUCACUAUGUUACCCUGCACCCAUGCUGCGAUUGUGUUGUCCAAAGCACUGGAUCCACAAAAACAAAUUUGACAAGUUUGGGCAACCCCUAAAUCCAGUUGUAAAUUAUUUUUUAGUGAACUAUUUCAAGUCAAGUUUAUAGUGGAUUAAAGAAUUAUUAUUUUUUGGAAGUGUUGCACUCUUAUGUCAAGGAUACAAUCAAAAUCCAAGAUGGCAGCUGAGGUUAAACAUAGUGGCAAGGGUUUGUCCACAGACAGCCCUGCUUCUGCUCUGUCACUGAUUUCAAUCCAACACCUCUAUCAUGUGUGCCAGACCUUUCCGUACAAAAGACUUCGCUAGAGUCAGACUUAUCAGUUUUGAGAUAGAAGAUGUGACUUAUCAAUUUCCACAAGCUUCCCUGUGUUUGCAUAUGCAACCUUUUGUUAACUUAUGAUUUGAUGCUGAUUGUGAGUUUUUUUGGAGGGGGAGAAGAAGAGUGACCUCAAGUUUUCAUCUUUGUGUAAAUAUAUAUUUUACCAUUUCUUGUGGCAAGGUUGUUCUUUUAAAAUAUUCAUUAAACAUUUUUGGUAUUUCA
Messenger RNA from Etheostoma spectabile (orangethroat darter), 1713 nucleotides. RefSeq names its product mitochondrial ribosomal protein L20 (gene mrpl20). Gene Ontology annotation, biological process: translation. Gene Ontology annotation, cellular component: ribosome. The transcript is spliced from 4 exons. Bases 165 to 614 code for a protein of 149 amino acids. Gene Ontology annotation, molecular function: structural constituent of ribosome; rRNA binding. Lineage: Eukaryota; Metazoa; Chordata; Actinopteri; Perciformes; Percidae. The record is from RefSeq and is a predicted model, not a curated record.